Molecule: messenger RNA, 3222 nt
Organism: Coturnix japonica (Japanese quail)
Lineage: Eukaryota; Metazoa; Chordata; Aves; Galliformes; Phasianidae
Gene: GLE1
Product: GLE1 RNA export mediator
Biological process (GO): poly(A)+ mRNA export from nucleus
Cellular component (GO): nuclear pore; cytoplasm; nuclear pore cytoplasmic filaments
Molecular function (GO): phospholipid binding; translation initiation factor binding; inositol hexakisphosphate binding
Source: RefSeq, a predicted model, not a curated record
AGCGCGAGGAGCAGCGGCACAACCGACCCGGUAACGGACCCGCUGCUCCUCCCUGCCGGGCUCACGGCUCCUCCCGGCCGCCAGGGGGCGAUGGCGGCGCGGCUGGGGAAGCGGAAGUCGCUGUGCGCCCAGCGGGAUGACGGCGCGGCCUAUGAAGGCUCCGGGUCGGCCAUGCAGGGCAGGGAUCUGCGAUGGGAGACGCUGGAAGCGCUGCGAGCGUCCAGCAAAGGGCGGCUCAAAUACUGCCGGCACUCGGACAGGGACGAGGACAUCUUGGAGGGAUGCAUCUCCCCUCUGAUGCUGACCUCGUACGCCGGGUGGGUCCUGGACAAGAUGGCCGGUUCGGCGGCCCAGACAGCGGCACCGCCCGGUUCUGCACCCAAAGGUGCCGCUCCGCGAUCAGAUCCGGCGGCUGAGAAGAGCUCGGAGUCCGGCUGCGAGGAGGGGCAGGGAUCCGCAGCUGCAGCGAGGAGCCAAACCAAGGGACACAACGAUCCCGCUGUGCUGGAGGUGAAUGUCGAAGUCCUUCCCAUCCCUCCUGUAUCUAAAAUGGCGAAAGUUGAAGGCUGCAUUCAGAUGUAUGAGGAGAUAUACAGGAUGAAGGGAAGGGAGAGGCUGCGGCAGCGGCAGGAGCAGCAGGAGCAGAUGGUGAGAGCAGCGUACGACAUGGCGAGGGAACAGCUGAAACGCUUCGAUGAGAUGAAGGAGCUGAAGCGGCGUCAGGAGAUCCAGGAACUGCGGGAAGUGAUGGAGAAGAGUUUGAAGGAAACUCAGGGACAGCAAGAGAAGCUGAAAGAAGAGCAUCGGCACAGAGCAAAGAUACUGAACCUAAAGCUGCGCGAGGCAGAGCAGCAGAGGCAGCGCCAGGAGGAGCAGGAGCGGCUGCGUAGGGAAGAAGGCCAGGAAAGAUUACGUCGCCUUUAUUCCAUUCAGGAGGAACUGCUGCAGCUGAACCAGCAGAUUGAUCCCAAUUACAAGCACAAGGACCUGCCGAAAAUUGACCUUUCUGCAUAUAGCAAUCGAGGCAACCAGAUCUGUGGGCUGGUGUCAGAGCUCAUCCGAACCACAAGUGAGAGAGGUUUCCCUUCCCAGCUGGAUGUGGCCAAUACCGAACAAGCCCUGAAGGAAAUGCGAGGGCUGGUCUCCAACAUGCAGCAGGAAAUCGCUGCAGCAGUGGAAGAAAAGAAGAGGAGAGAUGAGCAGGAAAAGAAACAGAAGCAGGAGGAGUUACUGAAGAAGCAACAGGCAGAAGCUCAGACUCCUGCCCCUGCACAGCCAGCGGGAGGGAAGCAGCAGAAGGACGCACUUUCAGUUAAGGCAGGGGAAGACACUAUGAAACGGUACCAACAGCUUCAAGAUGCUGCGGCCCAGUGUGCUGCUGCUUUCAGUGCAAUGAGCAGCUCCAAAGACAGCGAGGUCAGGAAGAUAAGAAUGGAACUGCAGAAAGCUGUUACCAUCCCUGUGAGCCAGAUCUCGACCAUUGCAGGCUCUCAGCUAAGACAGAUAUUUGACAAGCUCAAUAACUUGCUCUCUGGAAAGCCUGUUCAGAGCGUAGGGGAAACUGUAUUGGUGACUCAGCUCCCACAAGGCCUGGAUUUUGUUUAUUACAAGCUUGCAGAGAAAUUUGUGAAACAAGGAGAAGAAGAGGUUGCUUCUCACCGUGAGUCAGCCUUCCCGAUUGCACUGGUGAUAUCAGGGAUCUGGGAAAUGCACCCUCGAGUCGGAGAGCUCUUCUUAGCUCACCUGCACAAGGCGUGCCCCUAUUCCGUGCCAUUCUACCCUGCAUACAAGGAGGGGACUUCUAUGGAAGAAUAUCAGAGGAUGCUGGGGUAUCAUGUUCAGGAUUCUAAGAUGGAAGAGGAAGAUCAUUUUCUUAAGCGGAUGUCAGGACUGAUUCGUCUGUACGCUGCUCUCAUUCAGCUCCGCUGGCCUUAUGGGAACAAACAAGGGGCACAUCCUCAUGGGCUGAACUAUGGCUGGUGCUGGCUCGCUCAGAUGCUGAACAUGGAACCUCUGGUGGUGGUGACAGCCACGCUGCUCUAUGAUUUCCUGGAGGUGUGUGGCAAUGCUCUGAUGAAACAAUACCACGUUCAGUUCUGGAAGCUGUUGUUGCUGAUGCAAGAAGACUACAUCCCACGGAUUGAAGCAAUUACCAACGUUGGACAGAAGGCCUCUUUAACGCGUUUCAAGCAAUUCCUGGAGGAAAGCCUCCAGAAGAAGGACAUCCCGUUACCAAAGGGCUUCCUGCAGCCUUCCUUUUGGAGGUCCUGAAUUGCUGCACUCUUCAUCCUCCCUGGAUAUCAAUGCUGGCAGAGCUGCUUCUUAAGUGCACGCGUUGGACUGUGAUGGACAGGGAGUUCACGUUCCAUCCAUUGGUUUCAGUUUAAUAAGAAGUUUAUGUUGGACAGAACAGAGUCUCGUUUGAUUUGUUGGAAGUGAUGGAAGCUGUUCUUUGUGUUUUUAUAAGCUUUUGUAUAGUAAAUUAUGGACCACUGAGGAUUUUUCCUUUUUUAGAAGUGCAGAAGAUGCUUUAAAUGCAGCAUUUCUGAUUACUAAUAGACUUCAGAAUUGAAACAUUUGCUUGGUGCUGUUCUGUUCACAAAAUGAAAAUACCUCAAAGCCGUAAGGAGUCUUAACAGAGCAAUCAAUCAUGGAAACACGCUGGGGAGACUUUAAGUUUUAUUAUUUAUUGCAUCUCGCUAUUAUGAUUUGUUUUCAGCUCUGGUGAUGCAUUUGCAUCCUGUUUCUUACAAACAACAUCUUGAGAUGGUUGGUGAAAGGUAUUUGGCCAGUCAGCCUUGACAUUUGUCUCUGUUGAAUGUAACGUUGCUCCAAGUGCUCUUGGUUUAAGAGAGGUUGUAAAAGCUGUGUGUGAAUGUAACUCAGUGAGUUCCUGGAGCUACAGAAAUGCCUGUUGUCCGCUGAGUGAAUGGAAAUUAAUAGUUAUUUUAUUAAAAAAAGCAGUGGAAAGAUGCAUUCCUCGCAGCACUUUGUCCAAUGUUCUGCCAUCACUUUAGGGGGAGGUGGCAUAUUGAGUUCCUGCAGUGCUCUGUAUCACAUCUUACAAGCGCCUUUUAAUGUCAGCAUAUUCAUUCCGACUUUAUGCUGUUUUUAUCAAGUACUGUAAUACUUUUAUACCAGCGGUGGAUUAUUCUGAGAAUAGUUCAUUUUUAAAUGUCUGUUUGCUAUUAAAAUAUGUAUUAACUUUCUCUUUCGUGCUAA